This is a messenger RNA of Neospora caninum, 4731 nucleotides long. RefSeq lists its product as hypothetical. The record is from RefSeq and is a predicted model, not a curated record. Gene Ontology annotation, molecular function: protein binding. Gene Ontology annotation, cellular component: nucleotide-excision repair complex; Cul4A-RING E3 ubiquitin ligase complex. Gene Ontology annotation, biological process: transcription-coupled nucleotide-excision repair; proteasome-mediated ubiquitin-dependent protein catabolic process; protein polyubiquitination. The transcript has 9 exons. Bases 1 to 4731 code for a protein of 1576 amino acids. NCBI's taxonomy places the organism in Eukaryota, Apicomplexa, Conoidasida, Eucoccidiorida, Sarcocystidae.
AUGCUUCCGAGCGCCUCAGACUCUGCGCUCCCGCAGCCCAGCGAAGGCCGUGGCGCUCAGCUAUCAGCUGUCGAGGAAGACGCUCGUCCUCGAGAAGAGGAACAGCUGGUUUUUUCCUCGCCCAUCUUCGAUACUUCCUGCUCUUCUUCGUCCUGUUCCUUUUCCCCUCUUCCUCCAAUUCCUUCCUCUAGCGCCCCUUCUUCCUUGUCAUGGCCCUCGUCGUCGACCUACGCCGCUUCGGAGUCGCCUCCCUUAUGUGAUCUUGCUCCGGUUCCUUCUCUCUCGCCUUCCGUCUCUUUUGCCCCGGCGUCUCUCCCGUUUUCUCUUGGCGCUUCGCGUGCGUCGUUUUGCGCCUCUGUCGUCUCACACGCGUUGCCGCGUGCCUCUCCGUCUGUCUAUCGUCUGGCGAGUCGCCCUCCCGCCGGCCCCGCCUUCUUUUCUUUACUUUGGGAUGUCUCGUCUGAACAAAUUCCCCGUCCUCUGCCGCCAGUCUGUUCGCCUGCUCUGCUUCCCUUGCACCAUACGUUUUCCUCCUUCUUCACUUCUCUUGUGGAUCCAAAUGCCUCCCAGACAGUCGGGGCGCAAGUCUCCAGCAGCCAUGGCCCCUCCACUCCACGCGUAGCGCUGGAAAGGGAGCGCGGGAGCUCUUCGGCUGCCUUUGCCUCGGCGGCUUCUGCCUCCCUUUCUGCCGCUCCUUCUCCGUCGCGUUCUCCUUCGCCUGUCUCGUUUCCUGCAGACACCUGGCUUGGCUGUGUGGGAGGCUGUGGACAGCAAGAAGCAAGAGAGAAGAGGGGCGAAGAAGAGGGCCGAGAGGAAAAAGGGACGCGCACCGCGCCUCGGAGUUUCGCGGCGCGGCUGUACAGACAGCAAGAUGUGUGGCGGCGCGCGCGAGGCGUUUCCGGGAACUUGUUCAUUGACCAUUUCAGACAGCAACGCCUGGGGGAAGUCCGACUGAACGAGCUGUCCUAUUUCCUUGAGACGUGCUAUCUGCGGACCCUCGGCGUGAGCACGAGUCGCGGCCUGUGGAGCAACCACACUGCGUCGAUCACGCGCCUGGCUCUGGACCACACUGGACGCUUCCUGCUGAGUGGCAGCGUGGACUGCCGUGUCUCACUCUACGACCUCGACGCCGACAUCCUGCACGCACUCAACGGCGGCCACGGACCAAUCACGCGUCGCCUGCCGCUGGGAUUUGUCACUCGCCGAGAAAAAUCGAAACCGCCGAAACGCAUUCUCCACCCCACGCACUGCCAGUCGCGUCUUCUGCCGCUGCCGGGCUCUCUCGUCUCUCCGCUUGCUGGCUCCGAUUCGCGCCUCUCCGCCUCGUCCUCUUUUUCCUCUUCCUCGUCUUCCUGUGGAGCGAGAAGAGGAGUCGGACGAGGACACUACCAACGUGUCACGACUGUCGCUUGGCUGCCGGUCGAUAACGGUCUCUUCGUCUCCGCAGGCCUCGACCCCGUCGUCAAGGUCUGGGACACCCAUGCUUGGGAAUGUGUGUAUGACAUCCCUCUCGGCACACCAGUUCACUGCGCGGCCUUUUCCUCUUCUCUCUCGUCUUGCCCCGGAGACGCGUCCUCUGGAAAGUAUCAGCCCUUCGUCGAAAAUAGAAGCGAAACGGCGGCUCUUCUCACCCCCCUCCUGGCAUGCGGCGGAGGAAACGGAACUCUUCAGCUCUGCGAUCUGCGCCUUGCAGCCCCCACGCUAACUUUGCUCGGCCAUCAAGGCCCGGUGCUGAGCGUUUGUUGGCAUCCGAGGCGUCCUUUCGAGAUCUUUUCUGGCGGCCAAGACGGGACUAUGCGAACGUGGGAUAUUCGGCAGGGCGAUGCUUCCCUCUUUCAGUUCAAUCACCUCGUCCCUGAUCGCGACUUCCUCGAAAUUCACGGCACGACGCUGCCCGCCGACCAGGGCCCUUCGCAAGAUGAUCUUUUCGACGCUUCUCAAAGCGAGUUGCAGAGGCGCCGCCGUCCUCCGAGUUCCUCAGGUCGAACUGGUGCAUCAUCUCACGACACCGUUCCUCCUGCUUCCUCUUCUUCCUGGCCGAUCCGUCCGGCUGAGAUGGAGCACGACGAAGAAGAAACCGCUAAUGCGUGGCGCAUCCUUCUAAACUACAGGUCGACAAAGGCACUGUCUUCCUCUUCUCCCUCUCCUUCCUCUUCUGUGCGUGGAGUGUCGGGCUUCUCUGUGUCUUCCUCGCGUGCGCACCAUGUGCGGGUAGACAAGGUGUCUCAGCCAGCGGAACGGGAAGUGAAAACUUCUUUUUUCCGACGCGCGCCUCUUCAAGAACGCGAAGAGCAAGUCGGGUUGGGAGGGAAGUUCGCAAAUCCUUCAAAAGAGGAUUCGGCUCCUCGCUUCCGAGUCAAGCGAAGAAAAGGUGGAGGCGCCUUGCUCCCCUACAUGCCGGCGCUUGAGCUCGUUUAUCGCCCACUGGUAGCUGAACAGGGACAGCGAGAAGAGAGAGAACAGAAGCCAAGUUGGACGGAGGCAGAGCGAAGGAAGGCGAGAGUGCGUGGAGACGCGGGCACGGAAGCAUGCGACGCUUCUCGGCCUCGUCAUUCUCAGAGAGAGGAAGGGGAACGAGCGGACGCUGUAUCUUCUCGGGAGGGUGGGCAGAAAGAGGCACGUGAACCAACGGAGACAGACGCUAAAAAGAGGCAGCGAGCGUCUCUCCGCUGUAGCGACACAGAAGACACCAAAGAAAAGGGAGGAGCGGCCUUCGUUUCGUUUCCUCCAACUUCCUCAUCGACGACUUCAGGUCCUGCAUCUGCUUCUUCGACCGCCCGAACCGCACAGAGGAACUCGCCACAUUCGUCGCAGUCUUGUUUCACUCGCUCAUCUCCCUGGGAGACACAAGCGGCGCCUUCAGCCGCACUCGCCGUUUCUUCCUCUCCACCAGGGGUGUCUUGCCCCCGCGUCUCUCCCUCUUCUCCUUCCUCUUCCUCUUCUUCUCCCUCUUCGUCUUCCUCUUCUUCCUCUUCUUCUUCCUCUUCUUCUUCCUCUUCUUCUUCCUCUUCAUCCUCUCGCGCCUCGUCGUCUUCGGAGAGCUCGCAGAGUGACGGCGAAGAGAGGGGAGCGCGUGUCGAGAUUAAAAAGCGAGCGCCGGGACGACGUCGCACAGGCGUUUGUUAUUUACCGCCCGCCCAAGUAAAAGAGAAAGGUUCUGCGAGGCGCUUCUCUGCUGCCCGUCUGCGGUCUUCGCGUGCGCCAGGCAGAGGCGGGGCUGCACGGCUUUCGUCUGGGGGAAACGCCGGGAGCCUCGCCACGCCUCCCACCUCUGGUGAAUCGCCGGUGCCUCCUCUAUCCUUUUCCUCUUCUUCUUCGUUUGCGCGCGGUCCGCCAACGCGCGAGAGGGAGAAGGCGAACGGCGGCGACUUCUCGGGCGGGAAUGAGCCGUCGGACAAACAAGGCAAGGGAAACGACCGGAAGACAAGAGGCGCGUCUCGCGAGUCGAAGGAAGAAGAGCGAGGAGCCGAAGCGCUUGUUUCUGUCUCGCUGAUUUCAGAAUAUGGAACUCUCAUGCGAAAACAUCUUCAGACCCGAGGUUCGGGGGAAUUCCGUCCUCCCCGGGGCCACCACGCACCUGCAGAGUCUCCACUGUCUCCGCGGAGAGACGUCUCCGUCCCUUCUCCUCGGCGAAGCAACGGACCGCUGCAUGCGCCACAGGCGUCUCUCGCGGCCAACGAAAGAGAACCUGCGCGGCCUGUGAGCGCCCGCAGCGGCCGCCCCGCCGUUUCGUCCUCCGCUGCGCGCGCCACGUCUUCUCUGCCUUCUGAAGGGGCGUCUUCGUCCCGUCCCGUGAAGGCCCCCGGAGCACCCAGGGGCUGUCCCGUCGCCGGGAAAGGCCAAGCUGAGAAAGGCGGCUUUCUGGAAUCAACAACGGGACUGUCCUAUUUGGGUCGGCGCGAAGGCGUCACGGAUCGUCUUCUUUUUUCGCGGGUUUCCUCCAGAAAACUCGGGCGCGUCUCUCUCCACCUGCAGUCUCCCGCCUCGUCGGCGCCCGCCUACGCACACGAAGCGGGCGUCACGGAGAUUGUGAGCGACGGCCGGUUCGUCCUCUCUGCGGGGCCAGACGGCUGCAUGCGGCUGUGGAAUGCGGACUGGGGAUGGCACUGUUUCGUUCACUACGAUCUCCUCCGGCCUCUGCCGCACCGCCCCAGGGUCGCGGGCGCGCAGCGACGUGGGCGAGGCGCGGGGCGAGACGGACGGCCGCGUGGGGACCGCGCCGGUAGGGCUCCACGGGACGCCUCGCCUGCGCAGAUGCCUCGGGAUGCGUUUGCGGAAGAAGAGGAUUCGCGUGUCCGGAGACGGCGCGGUCGACAGGAAGCGCCUGACGCGGUUUGCGAGGGGAGGAAGAAGACACGCGCAGCCAACGCGAGGUGGGCGCCUACGCAGUUCACGUUGAGUCCCUCUGGACGCUUCGUCUUAACUGGCCGGGGCGAGGGUUUGGUGGUCUUGGAAGUCGUCACAGGGAUCAGGCAGGAAGCCGCGCAUGCCGCGGGGGUGGAGAGAAACGAAGGAGACCAAGUGAGAUGCGUCGUGUGGAACGAGAAGCGACGAGAAGCGUAUGUGGGGCGUGGGGACGGAGGCAUCAGCGUUUGGGACACCGGAGGGUUCGAAUGGCUUCGGGCGAACUCGGACGAAGAGAAUGAAGACGAAGAGGAAGAAGAAUGGGAAGAGCUCGGCACAGCGCCUGUGGGGAACCCUGUCCUGCACAUCCGCCCGGCGUCUCUCUGA